Microthlaspi erraticum is the source of this 516-nucleotide messenger RNA. NCBI's taxonomy places the organism in Eukaryota, Viridiplantae, Streptophyta, Magnoliopsida, Brassicales, Brassicaceae. The record is from the annotation of a GenBank genome assembly.
AUGUCAAUGCCAGCCAUGGCUUUCUUCGGGAGGAUGGCAUUUGCCUUUGUCUUUUUCAUUUCUGCUGUCCAAGAUUAUGCUGAUCAUUAUGGCGAUGGCGGACCGAUUGAAAAGACGAUAGGACCAGCAGUGAAUUUGCUGACCAGAUUCGGAUCUAAGAUUCUCACGUUUUACACUGGAAUGCAAGUGGUUGCGUUCGAUGUUAAACUUCUUGAGUUUUCACUCAUUAGCGCAAAAGCUACUGGAGCUUUAUGGUUCAUCUUUGGACAAUCCAUCCCAGCUUACUUCUUGCUCGUAACGCAAAUUCUCUCAACCGUUAUUCCUUUCCCUACCAACUUGAACGACUUCACUCAGAACUUGACGUUAAUCGGGGCGUUGCUCUAUUACAUUGGGUUGAAGCAUAACAUCGACACUCUCUACGAGGAAAAGAAGAGAAAGGAGGAGAAGAGAGAGGAGGAAAGUAAGAGAAAAGAGGAAAAGAAGAGAAAGGAGAAGCAGCCAGAAGAUGAUAAAUAA